GCACUCAAUCCUCCCUGUCCCUAUCCAAUAAAAAACUAAUUUCCUGUUAUAAACUCUUUCAGGAAAUGCUGGAGUCUUGGCUAACAGAUCCACUUUUGCCUUUCCUUUCCUUUUCUCUCUCUACACGCCAUUUUCUCAGAGAGGGAAAAAAAUCACCACCGUCAAAAUGGCAUUUCACCGGCGGCGCAACCACUACUACAAACGUUUCCGGUCUGUUCUGCCUUUAAUAUCCGCUGUUUCCGGAGUUCUUCUCAUUCUCUUUGGUCUUCUCACAUUUCUCGCUCCUGCACCGAUUGAUACUAACAAUCCCCAUCAUAAGAACUUGAUGUACACUGCAAAUGAUGUUGUUGAAGAUACGAUUGGAAAGCCUGGAGAACCUGUUCUUCACAUACCGAUAAAAGGGAGGAAGGAUCGUGAUGUUUGGAGCUCGAGAAACUCGAAAUAUUUCUAUGGAUGCAGUAAUGCUAGCAACAAGUUUCCGAAUGCUGAUGCGAUUACACAUCCCAAUCGGUACUUGCUGAUUGCUACCAGUGGAGGCUUAAAUCAGCAAAGGACUGGGAUUACAGAUGCUGUUGUUGCUGCUCGUAUUUUGAAUGCUACUCUUGUUGUUCCAAAGCUAGAUCAGAAGUCUUUUUGGAAAGAUUCAAGUGAUUUUUCAGAGAUUUUUGAUGUUGAUUGGUAUAUUUCUUCUCUGGCAAAUGAUGUCAAAAUCAUUAAAUCUCUCCCAAGAAGGAGAGGGAAAACUUGGAUUCCGCGUAAUAUGCGUGUUCCAAGGAAGUGUAGUGAGAGAUGUUAUCAAAAUCGUGUAUUACCUGUUCUUUUAAAAAGGCAUGCAAUUCAGCUCACAAAGUUUGAUUAUAGACUCGCAAAUAAGUUGGAUACACAAUUGCAAAAGUUGAGAUGUAGAGUCAAUUACCAUGCUUUAAAGUUUACGGAUCCUAUUCUUCGAAUGGGUGAGAAAUUGGUCCAUCGAAUGCGGAUGAAAAGCAAGCAUUUCAUUGCCUUGCACCUGAGGUUUGAACCUGAUAUGCUGGCAUUCUCUGGAUGCUAUUAUGGUGGAGGUGACAAGGAAAGGAAGGAACUUGGUGCAAUAAGGAAGAGGUGGAAAACUUUACAUGCAAGUAACCCUGAUAAGGAAAGGAGGCAUGGAAAAUGCCCGCUAACUCCAAAAGAAGUUGGCCUUAUGUUGAGAGCACUGGGUUAUGGAAGUGAUGUUCAUAUUUACGUGGCAUCUGGAGAAGUGUAUGAUGGGGAAGAUACAUUGGCACCCUUAAAAGCACUCUUCCCAAACUUCUAUACAAAAGAGACUUUAGCCAGCAAGGAGGAGCUGGAACCAUUUUCUUCAUUUUCUUCAAGAAUGGCUGCACUUGACUUCAUUGUUUGUGAUGAAAGUGAUGUGUUUGUUACCAACAACAAUGGUAAUAUGGCUAAAAUAUUAGCUGGACGAAGGAGAUAUUUUGGACACAAACCUACCAUUCGUCCAAAUGCUAAAAAACUGUAUAGAUUGUUCUUGAACCAAACUACCAUGUCAUGGGAAGCAUUUGCCUCUAAAAUGCGUACUUUCCAGAGGGGCUUCAUGGGGGAGCCAAAAGAAGUCAGGCCAGGCAGGGGAGAGUUUCAUGAGAACCCACACACCUGCAUUUGUGAAGAUUCUGAAGCCAAGGCAAAGAAAAACUCAGGACCUAGAAAAUAUGGGAAGGGGUAUGACGCACUGGGAGAUGAUAUACCAAGUGACUAUCAGAAUGUUGAUGAUGAGCCAGAAUUGCCUGAUCCUGAUGAUGAUGGAGACCAAGAUGGUCCUCAAGAGAAAGGUCAGUUCAAUGAAACCGGUAUGGAUUAUGAUGAAUUGACCAAUGAAGAACCUGAGUUGGAAGAAAUUCUUUCAGACUAGACAGAGUUACCUUGGGUUCUCCACCAUGCUUAACAAUUCUUCUGUUGAAUGUUUAAAAGAUGAUGCUGCCUAUACCCGACCUGCUGUAUAUAAAACUUCCAGGAUAGAGCCCCCCACAAUGCCCCCUCUGAAAACAAUGCCCCGAUAUCAAGAUACAAGAUACGACGCAGCUUUUUUAUUGAGUUAUUUACGACUGAGGUGUUGUGAGCAUCAUAUCCAGAAGUUGUGAUCCUUGAGUUGCACAUUGGAUCUUUCAUGAGUCUUUAGAGUUCAGCCUCAACGCAGUGAAAUUCAGGAAAUGGGUCUGAAGACAGAGUCGGAGUUGAGUCUUUUAAGUCUGAAGUUCUGCUAGAUUGAUGGUUAACGCCCCACUGAUUGUUCAACAGUUGAUGAGAGAUUGUAAAAUAGUCCUCUUCCUGAGGGGGAUACAAAAAAAAAAAAAGGAAAAAAAAAAUAGUUCGUCACAGUCGAAGAACUGUAUUCCUUCUCUUUCUGCCCCUUUGGUAAUUUUUCUUCAAGGCCGGCCAUUUUAGUGUUUUACAAGUGAGAUCACUGAACGCAAAGCUGAUAGGUCACGCCCAUGUACAUUGCUUAGGUAUUUUUUUUUAUCUUUUGCGUUACAUAUUUUCUUUGGACUUCAGUCAUUGCUGGUGGUUGGAGAGUGUUGUAAAAACUAGAAAUAUUGAAGAUUUUGUUAGUUAAGUUAAUUGAUGAAAUUGCGUGCCAUCUGGGAAACCAGUCCCACUAGAAAUAUACAAAGGCACGCAUGUACACAA
This is a messenger RNA of Populus trichocarpa (black cottonwood), 2667 nucleotides long. Its product is annotated as O-fucosyltransferase 16. The coding region runs from base 167 to 1891 and encodes 574 amino acids. The transcript has 10 exons. The record is from RefSeq and is a predicted model, not a curated record. Lineage: Eukaryota; Viridiplantae; Streptophyta; Magnoliopsida; Malpighiales; Salicaceae.